AUGGCGAAAUUUAGUUUGUUUGCGCUGGCCACUUGGGUUGGCCUAGCCGCAGCCAAGGACGUCUACUUCAAUUGGAACAUCACUUGGGUUAAUGCAGCCCCUGAUGGGUUUGAGCGCCCAGUAAUUGGUAUCAAUGGCCAAUGGCCCUGCCCACAGAUUGACGUGGACGUGGGCGACCAACUGAUCGUCGAUGUCUACAACGGUCUUGGGAACGAGUCCACAGCUAUCCACUGGCAUGGAAUGCGCCAGGAGGGCAGUGGUGUUAUGGAUGGCGCAGUGGGAGUCACCCAGUGCGCACUUCCUCCCGGCUCACACAUGCAAUAUCACUUUGAUGUCACCGAACCCGGCACAUACUGGUAUCACUCACACAACGCGGGCCAGUAUCCCGAUGGAUUGCGUGGUGUUUUGAUUGUCCACGAUCCCAAUCCUCCUUUCGAAUAUGAUGAUGAGUUCACGCUCACCCUGAGCGACUGGAAUCAUCAGCAGAUGCCGGACUUGCUCAGUGGGCCCGUGGUGCGUGGAGGCAAAGAGCCCUUCCCCGACUCGGCAUUGAUCAACGAUUCAAGCAACACGAAGAUCAAGGUGCUGCCGAACAAAACGUAUCUUGUUCACAUUGUCUGCAUUGGAAACUGGCCCGGCCACUUCUGGGUGAUCGAUGGCCACGAGAUGACUGUGGUGGAGGUUGACGGCGUCUAUACCGACCCCUACCCUGCUGGUGACAAGUUCCUGCGCGUUGCAACGGGCCAGCGUAUGAGCGUGUUGAUUAAGACCAAAGAGGAUGCCAGUAAGAACUUUGCAAUCUGGGAUACUAUGGAUGUCAACAUGAUGUUUUUCUUCGAGAACCGUACCAUGCCCGAAAACUACAACCCCAAUGCCACCGCCUGGUUGGUGUACGACGAGGCCAAGCCCUUGCCCGAGCCUCCCGUCUUCAACAGCAUCGACUUCAAUGAUGACUUUGUGGAUGAUGUCACCUUGGUCCCAGCAGACCACCAGCCCUUGCUCGAGCCCGUGGACCACCAGAUCAUUCUAGAUACCGGCGGCGCUUUGGUGGACGGUGUUCCUCGCUUCACUGUCAACAACAAGACCUAUAUCGGGCCGAAGGUGCCAUCUCUAUACACUGCCAACACCGUCGGUGCCGAAUUUGCUUCGAACCCCGAAGUAUACGGCCAAGUAAACCCCUUCAUCCUGAAGCACAACGAGAUCGUCGAAAUCGUGAUCAACAACCACCACAACAACCUGCACCCGUGGCACUUGCACGGUCACCAGUUCCAGGUUCUGCAGCGCACCCCAGUCGAUGGCGGCUUCUACACUGGCCUAUCCAGCAACGUCUCCGCGACCCCGAUCAGACGCGACACUAUCAUGGUACAGAACAACGGUCAUGUCGUCAUCCGCUUCAAGGCCGAUAACCCAGGUGUCUGGAUGUUGCACUGCCACGUCGAGUGGCACGUCGAAGCUGGUCUAAUGGCCACCAUCAUCGAAGCCCCCGAGACCUUCCCGAACACCGUGCACGCUCCCCCGAAGAGCCACUACGACGCCUGCGCAGCUUACCCCCAACUAGUUAGUGGCAAUGCCGCCGGCAACGAGGGCCUUGACUUGACCGGGCUUAACACUACAGCUACCAUUGGCGGCCACGGUGCUGUGUAUACCAACGAGAAGGGGACCAAGACUCCCGCUUCUGCGCACUCCUCUUCCCCCGUUGCGCACCCCUCUCAGCAAUCGUCACAAGCACCAGUGGCCAAGCCCUCCACCAAGCCUUCUGCACCUGAGCCUGACUCCCCGCACUACUAUCAUGAGCAGCCGCCGGCGGCACCCAACCCAAACGACGAAUUCGCUGACGGUGAGGGUUUCUGGCCAGCUCCUCACACGGACGAGACGACUGUCUCUAUCGACAGUCCUAAUGAGACGCACGAUCACCAUGUCACUAUCCACGAAGAGUCGACCAAGGGUCUGUGGCCGAACCAGAAUACCCACAGCGGCUAUGUUAUCGACGGUGACAACAAAUAUCCCAUCAGAGACUCUAAUCGUGGUGAUAUCUUAGACGAGCUCAAGGAUUGGGAGUAG
This is a messenger RNA of Penicillium crustosum, 2061 nucleotides long. RefSeq names its product multicopper oxidase abr1 (gene abr1). Gene Ontology annotation, biological process: cellular response to iron ion starvation; reductive iron assimilation. The record is from RefSeq and is a predicted model, not a curated record. Lineage: Eukaryota; Fungi; Ascomycota; Eurotiomycetes; Eurotiales; Aspergillaceae. Gene Ontology annotation, cellular component: high-affinity iron permease complex. Gene Ontology annotation, molecular function: ferroxidase activity; copper ion binding. The transcript has 3 exons. Bases 1 to 2061 code for a protein of 686 amino acids.